This is a messenger RNA of Pyricularia grisea, 744 nucleotides long. RefSeq lists its product as uncharacterized. The transcript is spliced from 3 exons. Gene Ontology annotation, cellular component: heterotrimeric G-protein complex. Gene Ontology annotation, biological process: G protein-coupled receptor signaling pathway. Gene Ontology annotation, molecular function: G protein-coupled receptor binding; G-protein beta/gamma-subunit complex binding; GTP binding. The coding region runs from base 1 to 744 and encodes 247 amino acids. NCBI's taxonomy places the organism in Eukaryota, Fungi, Ascomycota, Sordariomycetes, Magnaporthales, Pyriculariaceae. The record is from RefSeq and is a predicted model, not a curated record.
AUGGAAGAGCAGGAACUCGGCGCCCACGACGCGUUACCAAUCGAGUUUCUAGAACCCAUAAAAUCCCUAUGGGUAGAUGCCGGUGUGAAGAAAGCGAUUGCAAAGGGCAACGAGUUUGCGCUACAUGACAACCUGGACUAUUUUUGUGACGACCUCGACCGUAUCUGGGACAAGAGUUACGUUCCAACAGACCAAGAUUUGCUUCGCUCAAGAUUGAGGACGACCGGCAUUACCGAGACCGUAUUUGACUUGGGCCAGCUCACAUACCGAAUGUUCGACGUCGGUGGCCAAAGGUCGGAAAGAAAGAAGUGGAUACAUUGUUUCGAGAACGUCAACUGUCUUCUUUUCCUUGUCGCCAUCUCAGGCUACGACCAGUGCCUAGUUGAGGAUAAGGACGGAAACCAAAUGAAUGAAGCCUUGAUGCUCUGGGAGUCGAUUGCAAACUCGCAUUGGUUUACAAAAUCGGCGCUGAUCUUGUUUCUUAACAAGAUGGACCUGUUCAAGGAGAAAAUCGCAAAGAGUCCCAUUACCGAAUAUGGGUUUACCGAUUAUCACGGGCCGUCAGACGACUGGAAGCAGACUAGCAAGUAUUUUAUGGACAAGUUCAGAGCACUUAACCGGAACCCGGAAAAAGAGAUAUACGGUCACUUCACGAACGCCACCGACACGAACCUCCUCAAGAUCACGAUGACGUCUGUACAGGACAUGAUCAUACAGCGCAACCUCAAGCAACUCAUCUUGUGA